Amyelois transitella is the source of this 8221-nucleotide messenger RNA. Its product is annotated as nuclear pore complex protein Nup153. Bases 168 to 4286 code for a protein of 1372 amino acids. Gene Ontology annotation, cellular component: nuclear pore. Gene Ontology annotation, biological process: RNA export from nucleus; protein import into nucleus. The transcript is spliced from 7 exons. Gene Ontology annotation, molecular function: structural constituent of nuclear pore. The record is from RefSeq and is a predicted model, not a curated record. Lineage: Eukaryota; Metazoa; Arthropoda; Insecta; Lepidoptera; Pyralidae.
ACCGCACUGACCGUGUGUAAAGGCACCUUUAAUCAAGAGACGCCAUGUUUGUCACGUUUUUGAUGGUAAAGUGUUGAGCUUGAGUUUAAAAUUGUGAUGUGAGUAGUAGCUAAAAAUCAAUUUAUCCUAUCACCACGUCUCAAAAAUAUUUUAAAGUUGUUAUCAAGAUGAGUGGAGUUUCAAGGAAAAGAUCUCGGCCUUCGGCUGAAGACGCUAAUAAUUCGUUUGUCAUGUCUGUAACGUCUAAAGUGACGGGCCUGUUGCCGGCGACGAUUACCAAAUGGUUCAGCGGGUCGAGCCAGACCAACAGCAAUGGCUCCGCACCCACUGCGGAGGUCACAGACUCCUCGUCUGAGGACGAACCAGAGAUGGCUAGCCCCAUCACGCAGCCACCACAGAAACGAACAAGAUUCAACACUCCAAAUCAUUACAACACCAGUGAGGCAAACUGUGUGACUUUCAAUAAUGAGGCAACAGAGCCAUCAUUCAACACUGGGCUAGGACAAUCCCCUCUUAGAAAGUUUCCAAGAGAUCCGAACUUAGUAUCAACUCCUUUCCGGCAUCCAAACACUUCAAAUGAAGAAGCUCCAGCUGACAGGAGUGAACGGGACACCAAUAUGUCACCUUCAUUCUCAUAUUCAACUAUGGGCCCCCCUGUGGUGAACAAGCGGAAAUCAUUAUUUAACAUACCAACAAAUAAGGAUGAAUCCAUAAAGGCAAAGCCAAUUCACAACACCAUUGUGGAUGCAAAACAGCCAUGCUUCAAACCCAGUCUUUUGGUAUCUCCUUUUUACCCCAGCAGAACCACAUAUGGUGGCGCUUCAAGUCAGUAUAUAAACCGACCAAAUAUAAAGCAAAGGAAAGGGGCCUAUGUAAAUGAAUUGAAUAGCAAUGACAGUACGGCUAUGAGCCAAUCAGCCAAACGUGUAAUGGACCUUCUGGAGGACUACUCGUCGCCUAUCAUGGAAGCAAAGAGGAUACCACAUUACAAUAGAAGUGAUUCUAUAGCAAGUAGCUCGCCGUCAUCGAGCAACAGCAACAAAUCUAUAUCUUACAAAACGACAGAGUUGCAUGCACCGAACAUCGCGUCUAUUCUGCGAUUGAAACAGAAGUCGCGUCUCAUGAACACGACGAACGCGGCGCGUCAAAUCAUAGCGUCGCAUAGUAGUGCGUGCCACUAUUCUCCCUACACAUUAAAUCCAAAUAGAAGUUCACAAGUUGAUGUUGAAUCACGGUCCAAGAGCACCACAACUGAUGCGCUGCCUUCAAGUGGAAUUGACAAAGAAACCACGGCUACAUUGCCACCAGUGAGCCUGCCGACAGUGGUUCUGCAAAUAAGCAAAGACAAUUUACCUAAAUUCACAUUUGGCACAAACUUGCCGAAUCCAGAAGCUUCCUCUACUCCGAAACCAAUCAACAAAAUGGACAAACCCACUCCUACUGUUUCCGAAUCUCCUGUUAAGCCUGCGGAACCAAAAACGAUAAUAAGCAAACCGGAACCUUCAAUAAGUAAGCCUGUAGUAGACAUUGGUAGUAAUUUCAAGUUUUCCUCUCCUGCCAAGAUAUCUUUUACAGUCGCGUCUUCUCAAGCUACGGCUGCUCCCUCUAAAUACACUUUCGGUAGUCCCGAGCGCAAUAUAGACAAAGGAAAUAAGGAAACUGACAAAUCUGUUUGUAUUGUAGGUGAAAAAGAUGUACAGAUGGAAGUCUCCAAGCCUAAGGAUUGGGAAUGUUCCGAUUGUUGGGUUAAGAAUAAGCCAGAUGUUGAUAAAUGUGUGUGUUGCGGUGGCAAGAAGCCCAUUGAAGGCAAAAAGAUUCCUAAAUGCUCCAUUUGCAAGUUAAAGGAUAGUGAACCACAAAGCAAUAAGUGCACAACUUGCCUAAGCAAAGCAUGGACUAGUGGCUCCAAUUUGAACAACACAUCUCUGGUUAACUCAGUGAAAUCUUCAAAAUGGAAGUGCAAUGACUGUUGGGCAGAAAAUGAAGAGGAUAAAGAGAAAUGUGCUUGCUGUGGGUGGAAAAAUCCUAAUAAGAGUUCUCAGAGCUCCUCAGCAGCUCCUAUAAAGGCAGUUGCAGAUAGUGACUGGACCUGUGCUGAUUGCUGGAUCAAAAACAAAAGCAGCGUAGAGAAAUGUGCGGCUUGCGGCGGAGCCAAACCAGGCUCCAAGCAGAAUGCGUCCGCAUUACCAGCAAGUCUACUUGGCAGUAAUUCCAAGCCUCUUGUAUCAUCACAAAGUAACAAAUGGGAGUGCACGAGUUGCCUCGUCAGGAACGAUAAUGACAAAGUGAAGUGUGUUUGUUGUGAAUCUGAAAGGCCUGGAGCAGAAAAGAACACAAUCAAGACUACAUUCAAUUUUGGUACAGUUAAUAAUACAUUUAAAUUCGGAAUUGAUCCUAAAGUCCAAGAAGCUAAUUUGGCCAAAGCGCCAGCGAUAAAACCAUUGGACACCAAAGUUUCGGAAUCAGAGACUAAUAAUAAUGUAUUGUCAAAGGCUCCUCCGACAUUUUCGUUUGGAAUACCUGCCAAAAAGCCAGAAGAUCAAAUAGACAGUGUAAAAAAUAUAACUCCAGCACCUGUUGUUGAUUCUCCACUUGUUGUACAAAAGACUUCAGCACUUACAGUCCCUGACUUUACUGCGAAGAAAUCUGAAAUAAAACAAGACGAUGAAAAACCACAGGAGGUACCAAAAGUAGAAUUUUCUCUCCCAGCUCCAACAUCGAAGCCAGAAUCUAAGCUAGAACCAAAGCCGUUUGGCGCCAUGAUAAGUGCUUCUCCUUUGGUUUCAACACCAAAUAUUACGUUGUAUUCUCCGCCCACUACAACGCCUUGUCUACUGAAUCCUAUUCCAAGUGUGGAAAAGAAAGACACACCAACCGCACAGUUGCCUUUCCAGUUGGGCUCUACUACUACCAGUGCUCCGAGUCCACCCCAAAACAAGUUUGUGUUCUCGGGAGCAGGCCUGAAACCCGCAGUCAAUUUGUUUAGUAAACCGGCUUCACCGCCGUCUACUGUCACUUUGUCGUUCGCAUCUCCCGUUCAGAGUCAGACCACGACGCCUGCACCGUCUCUCUUCCAAAAACCGGAACAAACUGGCACCCCAGCUAUGUCAUUAUUCCAGAAGAGUGAUCCAAGCACAAAUUCUGCCCUCUCUAUGUUCCAAAAGCCAGCAGCUACGACAACGGCCGCCGCGCCAUCUGUCGCUAGCACGGCCCCAGUAUUCAGUUUUGGUACCGGCAAUAAGCCAGCAUCUACUUUCAGUUUUGGAAGUACUCAACCAGCUAAUGUGAAUGAGCCAGCAGCAAAUAAUUCGUUCAAAUUUUUCGGGUCGACACCAGACAAAAACACUAGCUCCAACAAGUUCAACUUAGGUGGAGUAACGACUCUCGGUGCCAGCAAUUCUUUGACAUCUGGAAAUAUUUUGGGCCAUGGCAAUGGGUUAUCGUCAGGAAAUACUUUGGGAACUUCAAGUUUACCAGGAGCGAACCUUAAUAGCGGAAAUAAUGAAAUACCGGUUCACAAUAAUCAAAAUGAUUUGAAGCCGGCGAAUAGCAUACAAUCUCCAACAUCAAAUAUAUUCGGGGCGCCCGCUCAAAAGGAGAAUAUAUGGUCGCAGUCUAGCAACGCGUCGAAUAAUUUAUUCAAUGCCAACACUGCGAAUAGUUUACAGAAGCCAGGAGCGUUUACAUUCGGUGCGUCGAGCACGCCUUUCGGUGCGCAGGCGAAUAAUCCCACGCCUGCGAGCACGCCGUUCGGUGCGCAGCCGAGUAACCCUGCGCCGGCACCAGUGUUCGGCAGUAACGCGCAGCCAAACUUAUUCGGGAUGGGAAAUCAGAAUGCGAAUAGUACGCGAUCUUUGUUCGGCACUUCGAGUUCGGCUCCAAGUCAGCCGAAUUUAUUCGGGGCGCCGCAGCCGACGAGCACGCCGAAUGCGAUGGGAAUGUUCGGCUCUCCGUCGACGGGUGCGGCCAACACUUUCGGCGCGCCGAGCCAGACGUUGCCGUCGUUUGACUCGUCGGCGAUCACGCCGUCUCCCGCGCCCGCGUUCAACUUCGGAGCGCCGCCGUCACAAUCGCCAGUCGUCUUCGGGUUUGGCCAGCAACAACAACAACAGCAACCACAGCAGCCUCCAGUGUACAGUUUCGGCGCGUCACCAAAUGCCCCCCAACUGGGCAUGGGGGCUGGCCCACAAGUGCAGUUCAACAUGGGCUCAGCGCCCCCCAAUAGUUCAACACCCCCCGCCAUGCGCCGCGUCCGCAAAGCAGUCCGCAGGAACACCCCCCGAUGAACGCGCCGCAACCUACGACCGAUACUGUAAGUCCUACUCUUAGAUGAAUUUAUAGUCAGAAGACGCGCAUGACAAACGAGAUUAACCCGCUAUUUAUCAUCCUAUCUCACAUUGUUAACAAAUAUUACAUUAAAGUUAUAUACCGAGAUAGGAUGCUUGUUGUUUCAUUUUUUACUUGUAAAUAAAUAAAAGCGUCGCUCGUGUCAUACAUGUCUUCGUGCGACAAAUAACAUGUAAACCAGCAAGGAUGCAUGCGCGCGUGCAUCCUUGUUGGUGGGAAUAUGUUAAGAUUUAGUAUAAUUUGUUAGAUGUAUAAAAUCAUUGAAUGGAUAAACUUGUGUCUUUUGUCUCCGAGUAAGACGGGACAAUGAAUUUUCAAUGGGUAAAUUUGCCGCAAAUAUUUGUUAUACCAUAAAAUUUAUAUUAGACAGUGGUAUUAAAUUGAGAUGAAACUGAAACUCCACGAGAAUUCGCAGUGUAGUCUUGCUCUUUGCGUUAUAUUUGUGUUGAUGCAUGGUCAAAUUGUACUAACUUUGUAAAAUUAAUACUAUGUGAUUUUUAGCAUACAAUUAUUUUUAUCUGUUAUUUAAUUUUGUUUAUAUGUGGCGAGAUGAGAGCUAGACGAUUUUGAUGAAAGAAAUUUUUAUUUGUGAAUGUGAUUGUAAAAUGAAUACAAUUCAACAGUACUAAUUUAAGUGACUAUUUCUACUACAUACAUAUUUUUAUAGGUUUUUUUUUUAUUUUGGACCGACAAGGAUUUGUCCUUCAUUUGUUUGAUCAACCGGCUGUUUGAAAAGGGAAGGGUGGGAAUCAAAGUUGAGGAGAAUAUAUCAGAAGAAAACAUAUUAUUACCUGGUAUAUUUUUUAUCUGAACAUUUAUAAUGUUUGGACUCCCCUUUUACAUUAAAUUACAUAAAUUAAACAAUUUAAUGCCGCAGUAUACAUUUUUGCAAAUUAUGUGACGAAUAAAAUUUAUCAUGAUAUUACAACAGUUGGACUUUACAGCAUGCAUAAUAUUAGAUACAUAGAUUUUACAAACGACAUAAAACUGUUCUAUAACCUCUGUUCUACUUUACUCACGUUAAAUUAAAAGAAAAUGUAUUGUUAAUAGAUAAAAUUGUAUAAACAAUCAGUAGAGCAGGGUAUUGCAUAUCUUUAUUUUAUAAUUUGAAUGUUGUUUUAUAUAUAUAUAUAUAUAUAUAUAAAUAAAUAUAAUUGGAAACCAUUAAACUAUGAAUUAAUACAGAAGCAAUAAUACCGUCAUUCCUAAUAGUUUUUUGUAUAUAUGUCGUGAGAGCUGGCCUUUCAGUAAUUAUAAUGAAAGCACUACGUAUUUGGUUUGGACAUAACAAACAUGCAAUUAUCCAUUAUAUUUUUUUGUGUUUUUGUCGUGGGAUAAUCCACUUAGUUAUUCAUGGAAUAAUAUAUUUUACUUCAAAAUUGCAAAUUCUAGCUGCAUUAAAUUUCCAAUCUAAUCCAGAUCAUGAGGGUCUGAAUCAGAUAACUUGAAAACAAACCGACCCCUUCAUUGUAUGUUUUAAGACAUGUUGUAACGUAAUUUGCAUUGUAUAUUGAACCAGUGUUCCCUGUCAGUUUAAAUUAUAAAGAAUUCAGAUUGAUUGCUUCUUAUAAAUUUAUUAUACAAACAAAUAGUCCUAUAUGGUACGAGUCAAAAGAUGUGAUAAAAAAUGUGGAAAGUUAAGUGAAAUUCUUAAUCGCCGUCAUAGCCAUGGAAAAGAUGUCGAUCUCGUUUAUAUUGCUAGUAGUCGCUGAGCCCACUGAAAAAUUACCCGUGGGCCAAUGCCCAAUAAAAUGAUUUGUGCCGGAUCUUAGAAAUACGUUAUGAAAUACGUUUGCAUGAUUAAAUACUUUUGACGACUAUGGGUAAUCUUGCAGUGGUGCCAAAAACCAUCCCGUGUGUUGACAUUGAAAAAAUUUAGUGUAAUAUCCAAAAGAUACCUUCUUAUUCACGUAAAUGUUGAGACACCCAAAAUGCUUAUUAUUUUCGGAAGUUUGAGAUGUAGCUGUACAAUCAAAAUUUACUCUUGAAUUAAUAGUUUUUCAUUUGUUGUGUCUGUAUGUUAAUUAUGAAGUGGCAUAAAUUCACCAGUGGCACCUACAUAGCACAUAACACCCGCAAAUAUAAUACCUUUCAAACAAGUUAAAAAUUUUUCCUUUUUAUAAUAUUAGUAUAGAUUAUAGCUAAUUUGUAACUAGCGACGUCAGUCGGCGUCGCGCUUUUUCCUAAGUAGAUAAUAAUGAUAUAUAAAUACAUAUGUAAAUAAAAUUUAUAAAUUGAUUUGAUAGUUUAUUUAAUUUGAUUCAAUUCUAACUAUACUAAUAUUAUAAAGAGGUAUAGUUUGUACCUUUGUAUCUAAGGGCUAAUCUUCGAAAAAACCAACAAUUGCUACAUCAUAAAAAAGGUACAUUAUCUCCGGGUGUUAUAGGUUAUGUAUGUACCAGUACCACGGGCGGAGCUGUGGCGGGCUGCUAGUAAUUUGAUGAUCGUGCGAAUAACUACUUCCAAAGGCUUGAUUUGAAAUCUCACGAUGACGUCAUUAAUAAAUAACAGUACUCUUACAAUACUCUAAUUAAAUUUAACCCUAGAAGAAAAAAAAAUAAUUGACAUGUGUGAGCAGCUGGUGUUACGAAGGUUUAUUGAAUGCCCCUUUUCUUUGAUUAAAUAAUGAACAACUUGUUUUGGUUCUUCCGAGGCUGAAAUUACAUUGAUUUAUGUAAUGACGUAGUGAAUUCACAAUUUGCCGGUAUACAUUUCCCCUAUUUCCUGUGAUUACGUAAUUUUAAACCACUUGCAAACACCGCUGUGCUAUUAAUUUGCAUUGUGCGCAUGUAAACUUCAAAUACAGUACUUGAAUUGUAAAGAAAAUGGUCAAUUUGUUGAUUGUUCUGCGUGUGAAAAGCGGGAUGGUUAUCGUCAUAAGAGUUUAAUUUUUAUUUUUUACUUCUUAUUUUAGUAAUAAAUAGGCGUACACAAAUAACGAUGAAAUGAUCAGCAAAACAUUGUAUCAGGCAUGCCAAAAUGGCGCAUAGCGCACUUUUAUAAGAUUGUGAUGAAUGUUAGUGGCCAAAGAUAGAGAAAUAGGAUAUUCAUUUUAUCUCUACCAAUAAAGAUUAAUCAAUUCACUUUACUCACAAUAUUAAUACUCUAUGAUAAAGUUAAGGUGCAUUUGCUAAUAUUAAAAUAGAAAAAUAAAUGGUUUGGAAUUUCUAAUAUAGCUAGGGUUAUGAAAAAAAUAUAUACUAUAUGUCAUACAUAGUCAUUCAAAUUGAAGAGGUUAUUAGAAAUUUCAGUCUAAUAGGUAGAUUAGUGCUCAGGAGGUCGUGUCUCUCUGCACCACAUGUUAUUGUAUUAUAUUACUCUGUCAGAGUUGAAAAUUGUUCACGUAUUACAACCCUACUUCGCAGUGUGUUCCAAAUAGGUGGGCCCGUAUUAUAAUAUAAGUAUUUGUAGUUAGAGAAUUUUGGGACUUUUAAAACUACUUAUUUCUCUAUUUUUGUCACGAAUAUAAAAUAAUGUUAUAUUUAUUAUAUUUUUCCUAAAAUGGCUGCUACGAUUUUUUGCUUACCAUUGUAGUUGUUGAGUCUGUAUAUAAUUAAGUUAAAUAUGUAUGUAACAGCUUGUAAUGUGUAGGCGCAUUUGGAUGGUUACGAUUAUUUUUUUAGUAUUUCAAAGUUAAAUCAAAGGUUUCCAAAUGUGCGCUUCACAUAGUCAUUAUGUAAUGAAAAAUGUAUACAUAUUGUAGUAACUGUUCUGUCUUAUUGGGACAUUACAUAAAUGAGUAAUGGAUGCCUUGGGGAGCAAAACUAAAAUUGUAUACACAGUUGAGUGUCCUUGUAUGUAAUAUGUUGAUAAGUGAUGGAAAUUAAUAAAAUCGUUGAUAUAUUAAAGCCUUUAGCUUUGUUCCUCAAUUAAA